CGUCGUAGUGUCGAGUUAAACGGUGUACCUGCAAAUAUUGGUUAGCGAUUAGCGGCCGAUGCAUCAAUGAAUAUUUGCCUAACUACUUGUACUGAAUGUUUGGACUCAUCAUUAGCAUCAGCAGCAUCACUUUGCAGUUGUCGUUGUCGUCGCCGGCGUCGAUGUGGUGUCACUAGGGAGGUUAAUGUUUUUGUUGUUGUUGCUGGGGCAACGGUUUAAUGGUUACAACGCCGCUUGGUUGUACUAAGUGUGGCUUAAAAAUGGCUGAUUUUGCAUUUGUGGCAGUUGAUGGUCGUCGCUUGAAGCUGGUUGCGGCAGUACCUGCUGUUGUUGCUUUAGUUCUUUGACAUUGUAGUUGGACAGCUAAAAAGUGACUUGUUAAAAUUUAGUAAUUCAUUAAACGAGUACUAACGAUUAGUGGGAUUAGUAAUUACGAUUACACGUAAUAUAGUCAACAAGAACAACAACAUAAAUAUGAAACUUUGAUGAAUGGCACAAUGCCAAUCGAGUCACAUUUACACAAACACCUGGCUGAACAUCUCAACUCGGAGAUAGCAUUGGGUACCAUAAAUAAUCUGGAGAUAGCCAUGCAAUGGAUGCGUUCCACUUACUUCUACGUGCGAUCAAUGCAAAAUCCCUCACACUAUGGCUUAGAAGACAACACGGAUAAGGGUAUUAUUGAGCACAAACUGGAAAAACUGUGUUUAGUACAAAUACAAGAGCUACAAAAUGCCGGUCUCAUCUCUAGAAACCCCCAAAAUGAAUUAGAUGUGCAGACCACCAGUUAUGGCAAACUAAUGGCUAAAUAUUACUUAUGCUUCGAGACUAUGAAGCAUUUUCGGCAGAUCCGAGGUGAUGAAUCUUUUUUAAAAAUGUUUGAUCUAAUUGUGCGCUGCAGGGAAUUUAGCGAUUUUACUCUAAGAGUAAAUGAGAAGCGUUUGCUGAACGCACUGAAUGAUACACCAUUGAGAUUUCCCCGCCCCGGGCGGAUCAAAACACGUGAGGAUAAAAUUGCAUGCUUGUUGCAAGCGAUACUUGGAAAUAUACCGAUCGUCUCCCCGACUUUGGCGCAGGAAUCGUUGAAAAUGCUACGUAUCGGUGAACGCAUUGCUAAAUGUCUACUGGAGUAUAUGUGCUUGUCGGAGCAUCAAGCGCAUGCAUUGCAUUGCCGCUACAAGGCGUUAUUGCAUGCCGUGACAAUCGCGAAAUGCUUCCACGCCAAGUUGUGGGAAAACUCGGAGUAUGCAGUGAAACAAUUGCAGAAAAUCGGUGCCGUUUACUCAGCUCAACUGGUGUGUGCUGGGAAAACUACAUUGAAAUCAUUGGCAGCGACAGACGCGCGCACCAUUGAAGCGAUACUGAAGAAAUCAUAUCUCUUUGGCGAUGAAAUAUUACAAAAUUUGCAACAAACUUUCCCUGAAUAUACCUUACAAUUGGUCCGAGAUGCACAAAGUCUGGUGCGCGUCUUUGUGCGACAAGUUAAUGAGGCCUUCGUUUGUCGUGGCAUAAAUACGUUGCUGAUUGUUGGUGAUUCCGCGAAUCAGCUGCUGCUCAUCAUCGAAGAUCUCGAUUCAUUGCUCUUGGAGUAUGGUUCUUUUAUGAAAACCAUUAAACUGCCGAAUCCUGAUGCUGAGCAGUUGUAUGCACAUGUUGUUCAUACCACAUUAGUUGGCGUUGAUGUACACGAGACAUUGAUUUUAAACGAUCCUGUCGUAGAAAACACAAAUGUAUUUAAAUCAAAAAUGUCUAAAAAACGAAAGCAACAAACAAAGAUAACGUCAAAAUGCAACAAAAAAGUAAAACCAAACUUCUCCAACACUAGUGAUGCAAUUUGCGAUACAACGAUCGACAGUACAGUGGCAAACAAAAGUCAAAGUUUCUUAAAUUUACAAAGCUUUACUUUUUCGAAAUCAAAACUCAGUAAUGAUACCAUUAAAUUGAAGACCGUUGAACUGGAACAGCACUGUGCACAGAGUAAAUCAAAUUGCAAAAAGUAUCUCAAUAUAACAAAUACUACCGUAAAUGAAGAAUCAUUUAUCACCUCAGUUAAACAAUUUAAUGACAGUUCAACGCUCGUGCAAAGUAAAUUAACGCAAUAUUUCACACAAAGGAAGCAUAUAAAGGAUAAAUCAUUAACGAUCAAAUCAGUGCAAAGUGAUGAUGAAUGUGACAUUUCAAAGGCAGCUAAGUACGUGCAAGAUAAGUCCGAAGUAAUGCUAGAUAAAUCGCUAGACCCAACUUCGUUCAAAUAUCAGAGACUUUUAAAACAACGUGAUCUCGAUUUUGACAAAUUAAAGGAAAGUAAGAAUAAACAAGUGAAUGAGCGAGAUUUAACAGCUAUCAAUAAUACAACAGGUCAAAAAACACCAGAUUCAGUAGAAAUUACGAAGAAUAGUGUUGAAGAGUGUUCUAAGCCAGUUAAUGAAGCAGAAUCAAAAAACGAACGGGAAUCUAUAGUGCAGACGCUUCGUGCAACAACACCAGAAUUACACGAAAUUUCUGCGUUUUUGGAUACCCAAAAAUCAAGGCGAUCUAACGCAGAAACACAAAGGUCGAAAACCGUUGAAUGUUUUGAAAUUUUGAGAAACAGUCCAAUAGCAGAUUGCAGUAUUUUCAAUUAUACACAAAAUUCUGUACUGCUGAAUACACAAAGCUCGAGACCUAAUAGUGAAGCAGUGCAAAAUAAUAACACCGUUACAAGCACUGAAAAUCCAACACUAAGAUACACUCAAAGUUCAUUUCUCGGCAUGUCGAAGAAUAAUAAAAAGCUUUCCAGCUUUUUCCACAAGUCCGAAGAUAAAACAAUCAUUUCAUUUGAUUCCUCAGUGCUAAAUGUAAAAAUAUUAAACUCCGGAAUCUCCAAUAUGAUGCAAAAAGAAUUCGUCAGAAGCAAUGCUAUUCCAACUAAUAAUGAAGAGCCUUUGGAUCUAACUAGGAAAUCCAAAUCCUCAAAUAGCGCUUAUAAAAAGGAUGCCAAACAUUUAAAAGCUACCAAUCCAAUCAUAAUUUCUCAAAAUACUCUAAAUACAGACACUGUUAAAAGCGCAAAGCUCUCACGCUCACAUCUGCAGAAUUCAGAGAAAGACCACUGCGUCCUAGAUCUGUCACGGAAGUCUGAAACUAAUUUGAAUAUGUCGUGGUGCGACAGCAAAGCAGUAGACGAAAUUUCUGCCGGUAGGAUUACACUGACCAGCAAAAGUUCCGAAGUUCCGCUUAAGACCAGUCAAAAAAGUAUUGAGAAUUACAUACUUUGUUAUAAAGUAGCCUCCGCUUAUGCGCGUCUUAGUGAAAAAGAUCGUACAAUCGGAAAUUUCAAAACCCUCUACAAACGAGUGCGGCACACAAAUUCAGGCAUAGAUUAUAUAACUUAUAAAUUGAGCCACAGUAGCAUCAGUCACGAUGAAGAGCCAAAGGCAGUGCCAGUGCAGAAAUCCAUGACCAGACACGACAUAAAUAGUGCUAUAAUGGAAAGUUGUUUAAAAAAAAGUGAACUACCCUUAAAUAUGUCGAAAAAGUUGAUAGUUGAAAAACAAGUGAAAAAUGUGCUAAAUAAUGCUAAUGUCAAACCAAUCGCACCGGUAUUACGGUCCAAAUUAAUAAAAAUAAAAAAUAAUGAAGAAAAAAUGUGCGUGCAAAUGUCUAAUAAGAAUACAAAUCAAGAUACGUCAUCUAUGUUUCCGAAUCGUUAUCGUUUGCAGUUGAAUGAAGUGAAUAAUGAAAUUAAGACCGCACAAAAUAUUAAUAAUGAGGUUAUGCACUUAGUGCUCGGCAUGAAGUGUAAAGCUAUUGGCGCUAAAGAAACAUAUCAAUCUCUACAAGGUUUGGAUUACAAAGCAAUCGAACAGGAUGCAGAACUUAAUGAAAUGCAAAGUUUGCCAAGUAUGUCAUUCGAAGAAUAUUGCAGCUAUGUACUUCAAACACCGACUAAGUAGUAAUUCAAGCAACACUUUUUUAGUUUCUAAGCUGUUAUAUAUCCAUCUUAUGUACUUGUACGGAAAAUAAUGGUAAUAAUAUUUAAUAAUUAAUUUUA
Molecule: messenger RNA, 4030 nt
Organism: Bactrocera oleae (olive fruit fly)
Lineage: Eukaryota; Metazoa; Arthropoda; Insecta; Diptera; Tephritidae
Source: RefSeq, a predicted model, not a curated record